AUGUCAUCAACUUACACGACGACUUCUACAGCCACCCGCAAACCUUACCAUGGUUCCUGCCACUGCGGAUUAAUUCGCUUCGUGAUAUUCGUGAGCCUUCCACCCCCCGUGAUCGAAGCAACACCUUCUGCAAAAACUACCGUGCGCCUCCGCAAAUGCAACUGUACCACCUGUCAUAAAAUGGGUCUUUUCCAUAUCCGACUUCCGGAUUCUCCAAAUGAUUUCAUGCUUCUAAGUCCCACAGGAAUGCCGCAUGAACAAGGUGGAUGGCAGGAUCAGGGAAUGAGAAAUUACCAAUGUUUUGACAAAGAGCUUGAUUGGUGGUUUUGUGGUAUUUGUGGUGUAAGACCUUUCGCAACUGGAUUGAAUUUUCAAAAUGGAGAAACGCGGAAGGUAAAUUUGAAGGAACUCGGGGUUACCGAGGUUAACGGAGAGGAAGUUGAAGAGGGUGAAAGAGAGGUUUGGAUGUGCCCGAAGGAAGGAGCGGUGGAUGGGAAGCCAACUGAGUGGAUAGAAGGGAAGACGGGGUAUUUGUCUGUGAAUGCCAUCGCGUUGGAAGCGGGCCAGGAGGGAUGUGAUCUGAGGGAAUGGCAUGAGAAGGGAUGGAUUAGUUACCUUGAUAUGUUGGAUCUGAAGGAGGAAAAUAGGCUGGGUAGGCCAUGGAGGGGCGGAAUGUAUUGA
Botrytis fragariae is the source of this 681-nucleotide messenger RNA. RefSeq names its product putative duf636 domain-containing protein. The transcript has a single exon. Gene Ontology annotation, molecular function: carbon-sulfur lyase activity. Lineage: Eukaryota; Fungi; Ascomycota; Leotiomycetes; Helotiales; Sclerotiniaceae. The coding region runs from base 1 to 681 and encodes 226 amino acids. The record is from RefSeq and is a predicted model, not a curated record.